Molecule: messenger RNA, 5269 nt
Organism: Bursaphelenchus xylophilus (pine wood nematode)
Lineage: Eukaryota; Metazoa; Nematoda; Chromadorea; Rhabditida; Aphelenchoididae
Source: the annotation of a GenBank genome assembly
AUGUCGCAGGUCUUGGGCCAAUACGAUCAAUGGGAUCAGUCGCAGCCGCCGCAAACCCAGUCCAUCCAACAAACCCAAUAUCCCCAAGCGCAGUCGGGGAUUUACUAUGAAUCCGCUGAUGGACUAGUUGGUUUGCCGGCUCCCGCCACUCAACAGCCGGUCCAGCCCAUUUUCCAGCAGCCCUACUAUCCGCCGCAGCCCGCGCAAACCUGGGGCAUGGAUCAGAGCCAAUAUCGCCAACCGGGCCAAUUCAUCCCCAACCAACCCGCCUAUGACUAUCAACAACCAGCGCAAGGCUACGGCAAUUACAUGAUGUCCUACCCAAUGAAUCAAAAUAGAGCCGUCCAACCGCCCCAAGGAAGUUACUACAACAACUUUGACCAUAGUCAACAACCCAGCACAAGUCAGCAGUUUUAUCAGAACCCACAGCAGAUCCAACGCAAACCAUCCGAUGUACAGAAGGAAGAGAAGCCGGAGGAUUCGAAACCGAGGAGCUCAGACGAUCGGCCGGUUGUCAGAUUGUCGGUGAAUCUGAUUACCACCUACAAGAACAUCAAUGAGGUGGGUGGGGAAAUUUGGUUUUUUGGAAAUGUUUUGGCGUAUAAAAUUUCACCUAUUAUACAUCAUUAGAAAGCUGAGACAAUAAGCUGGCUAACGAUACAAAAAUUUUUGUGAUUUUGCUGAUAGGUGACAUUUUAUACGAUGAAAAAGUUUUUCAAAAUUUUUGAUCGAACGAAUUCCAAAAAAAUCUUUUGUACCUCGAAAGCCGUCAUGAUUUCCGAAAUGGUGUUGUCCUCAAAACAUUCCCCGUUGAUUUUAGAACUACUACAACCGCAAGAUCCGCCGACGUCAUGAGGAAAGACGCCAGGAAGCCAUCAAAAAGAGCCAGCAGCUCUCCAAAAACCAACAACUCCAACAACAACAGACCCUCAGCACUGUGCAUUCGAUGCCUCAGAUGUCCCAAUACCUCCAACACGACCAGAACCAACCCAUGGUCAUGCAAAAUCAAUAUCAAAUGCAUCAGGGCAACUUGGGCAUGGGAAAUUUGAACAUCAACCAGAUGCAGAAUCCAGUGCCGAAUAUGGUGAGCGAAUUUAUUUGUUUGAAUGUGUUUAGGUCUGAAAUGUAAGAGGAGUAAACGAAAGUCGGCUUGAUAGUGUUUUUGAUAGUAGUAACGUCUUAUACGAUGAAACAUGUCUGAACGAAAAUUCGUUGGCAACUUCCGUCGUAUAAGAUGUCACAUGCGGAAACGGAAGUUUAAUGGUUCGUUUUUCAGUCUCAACUCCUGGGCAUGUCAAACAUUCGAACGGCGCCUCCACAGAACCCACAACCACAUCAAGUUCAAAUGCACCCGGCCGGCCAAAUCCCCCUGGUACCCCUAACUGCCGGCGAAAUUCGCUCCGAAAGUCAGGAGUCCAAGGACGAUGAGAAUUACGACUACAGAAUCACCAUUGGCGAAGUGAUCAAUUACCGGUACCGCGUGGACAAGAACAUCGGAAAAGGGUCGUUCGGACAAGUUGUGAAGUGUUACGACAUGUUGGAGGAUGAUAAUGUUGCGCUGAAGAUCAUCAAGAACAAGAAACCAUUCCAUGAUCAGGCCAGGAUUGAGAUUAGACUGCUGGAAUUGUUGAAUUCCCAUCAUUCCGAGGCCAGAAGUUGUGUCGGUAAGUUUCGUGGAGAAGGUGAUGAUGUUUUAGUGGGAAAAUAAUGCUUUUAUUAGACUAUUCAGACUAUGCAUGUAAUAUUUGAACUUGUUUCAGUCAAACUGAAGACCUCCUUCACAUGGCGCAAGCAUCUGUGCCUGGUCUUUGAACUACUUUCGUACAACUUGUACGACUUGUUGCGCAACACCAACUUCCGUGGAGUGUCCCUGAACCUCACCCGCAAGUUUGGCCAACAAUUGGCCCACACUCUCUGCUUUUUGGCCCAACCCGACCUCAAUAUCAUCCAUUGCGAUUUGAAGCCGGAAAAUGUGCUUUUAUGCAACCCGAAGAGGUCGACGAUCAAGAUAAUCGACUUUGGAUCGUCGUGUCAGUACGACAACCGGAUUUACCAGUACAUCCAGUCGAGAUUCUACAGAUCUCCCGAGGUUUUGCUAGGAUUGAGUUAUGGCCGACAGAUUGACAUGUGGUCGUUGGGCUGUAUUUUGGUCGAGUUACACACCGGAGAGCCCCUCUUCCCGGGGCACUCGGAAUACGACCAGAUGAUGCGAAUCGUCGAGGUUAUGGGAAUCCCACCGGCACAUAUGCUCAAUGUGUCCCCAAAAACUAAAAGAUUCUUCACUUUGAAUGAGAGUAAGACAAGAGGUUUCCAAAGUAUCAUAUCCUUUCUUCUCACUCCAAUCAGCCUUAAAACAACGUUUUUUCGAGUUGUUUUAAAGCUUAUUAGAGUGAGAAAAAAGGAUAGGAUACUUUGGAAUAGAGAUUUGUCAGUUUUGGGGUGAGAGGAACACUUGACCCAAAAAUAUAAAUUUUUGAGUCAAGUGUUUCUCUCAGCGGAUUUUGAUGGGAAAUUGACUGAGAAGUGAUAAAAAGAUGUGCGAUUGGUCUAAAUGAGUAUUUUUCAGAAGGAGAAUACGUCCCGAGACGCUCCCGCGACGCCAAAACCACCUACAAACUGCCCGCGACAAGACGUCUUCAUGACGUUUUGGGCGUUGACAUGGGCGGCCCAUACGGUCGCCGAUACGGAGAACCGGGUCACGGCGCCGAGGACUACGAGAAAUUCAAGGAACUGAUCCUGAGAAUGCUCGAAUACAACCCGGUGAAGCGGCUCACCGCCCAAGAAGCGGUCCGUCACCCGUUUUUGUACAAGGGAACGGCCGAUGAGGGCUUCGGAAACAUGGUCCGAAGUCAACAGCAUCAACAGAGAUACGGCAGCGAGCUGGGAGCUCUGUCGAUGUCGCAACAAGUCCCGGAUUCUCUGCACAAGCCGUAUGGAGAUCAAGGAGACGAGCUGGCCAAUAUUCAUAGGCGAGUCGAGGACGACAAUGUCCUCCCCAAUUAUCAAGUGGAGCAGCAGCAACUCCCCACCAACCAUUUGCAGCCGAUUGCUUAUUUUAAGUAAGUGUUUUUUUUUUGAUUUUUCUUGGAUUUUAGGCGAAAAGUUGAAGAAAUUGGAAAAUUUUGGCGUUUUGAGCUCAAAACAGGUCUAAUUUUGGUGUUAAAAUUAGGCAUAGAGUAUGUAGAAGGGAUUGAGAAGGUAAUAAAAUCAAUUUCAGUACCGAUCUGACCCAGAGCGGCUUCGGAAUGGGCCAACAACCGGCGGUGAACGUCGCCAGAGUCGUCGCACCCACCUACGUUCAUCCGCAAGUCACCACCGAUCAAACAUAUGUAAGUUUUUGGAUGAAGUAGAGGAUUAGGAAGGGUUGACAGGGAAUUUGCGGAGAUUUGAGAUUAAAAAGGACAAGGUUUGGAUAAAAUUCAGGAAAAGUUGGGUUUUUUGGGGAUUCUAGAAAGUUUUGGGCGUAUAAAAUGGUAGUGGAAGGGAAAAAUACAAUUUUUGGGAUUGAGGUUGUAGAUGAAGGUUUUUUUGACCUUUUGUGUAGUUUUUGAUGGUAAAACACGCAUAAGGAGGUGUUUUUGUAAUAGUCGUUUUGUUUUGUCUCUAUGGGGAUUCGAACUUGCGACCUUUGUAGUGGUAGGUUUAACCAAUAUCCACUAGACUAUCCGGACGCAGGGUCGAAAAAGAAAGGGAUUCGACAGGAGGUGGAUCCACGUGAAUGUAAAGUACAGGGUGUACCAAAUUCGGUGCCCGAUUUGAAUUGGCUAUAACUUCUUUAAUUUUGGGCCAAAUUUUAAAAUUCUUUUUUUCCCUGAAUCCUCAGACAACCCCAUUUUGUCUGAUACCAAAUAUGUUAUACAAAGGUAAGUGUCAUCUACAGUUAUUGCAUUUAUUCUUGAAGUUCAUUUUUUUGGUCGUUUUUCGGUUGUUUUUUCGGCCUUUCCCGGUGUGUCCGAAAAUGGAAGUGCGGAAGAAAAGUACGGUGGAAUUUCCACUCCUGAAAAUCGACGAUGAGAAUAAGCACAAAAAGUGAAGAUCAACCUCCAGAGUUCGUCGAAUGGUCCUUGGUGAAGGCAUUCCCUCGGUUCUGGCCAAACUUCGUGUACUCAUAUGCGGAUUUUCUCGGAAUUUUGACUAAACUUCUUCCAUUUUCAGCUACGUUCGUACCCAUCUUUCCUGCUUUUUUUGUUUCCUGUUAACGCUGCCAAUCUCAAGGAACUUAUUCCACCAACGCCGAAAUGUCUUGCGAUCUGGGUUGGGCCUUACGUCCGUAUUUCAUCCUUUAUUCCCUUUGAACAUUUAUCGGCGAACCGUAUUUGCCAUACCAAACCACAGACCAAGCUUUUUCUUCCACACCGUACUCCAUUUUCGGACACACCGGGAAAGGCCGAAAAAACAACCGAAAACGACCAAAAAAAAUGAACUUCAAGAAUAAACCUAAUAACUGUAGAUGACACUUACCUAUGUAUAACAUAUUUGGUAUCAGACAAAAUGGGGUUGUCUGAGGAUUCAGGGAAAAAAAGAAUUUUAAAAUUUAGCCCAAAAUUAAAGAAGUUAUAGCCAAUUCAAAUCGGGCCACGAAUUUGGUACACCCUGUACUCUUUUUUCAGUUUGCGAUGACCACCACCGACUCCCAACCCCAACAAGCCCCCAUUGGCACCCAGCCCACCCAUAGCCAAUAUCAACAACCCUCAACUUCGGCUCAAGCCGCGCCUCCCAACCAAAACCAACCGCAGAAUCAGACGGUCACUGUGGUCAGACCCAUUGCCCGCAUGACAUUGAAUCAGGCCAACAACAAUAAUGCUGGCCAAAGCAAUGUGAGCACGGUAACGAAGAAGUUGUCAACGGGAUCGAUGAAAAAUUCCCAAAACAACAACAAUCAGCCACAAACGAGUCAGAGUUCCCAAGGUUUUGGCGAUCAGAAUAAUCAGGUAAACAUUUGGAAUAGUUUUGCGGAGUUUGCGAAGGUUUGGGACGUGUUAUACGAUGAAACGUGCCCAAUAUUGAUUUUGGUGAAUUUUGGUUUAGAAUGAGUGGAAAUGGGUUAGAUUAGAGAGGUAAUUAGACUAUUAGACGGUUAUUUUACUUUUUGAGAUUAGGGUGACAAUUUAUACGAUGAAAAAUGCGAUCGAAAUUUUUUUGUAAAAACAGGUUUCAUCGUAUAAAAUGGUCUUGCUAAUGUAUAGGAAAUGAAUAAUUGGAGUAUUUGCAGGUUGGUCAGAGCCAAGAGAACCACGAAAAGGUCGAGCAAACAGCAAAAGUUUACUAA